Messenger RNA from Aegilops tauschii subsp. strangulata, 2544 nucleotides. RefSeq names its product cyclic nucleotide-gated ion channel 4. Gene Ontology annotation, cellular component: membrane. Gene Ontology annotation, molecular function: monoatomic ion channel activity. Gene Ontology annotation, biological process: monoatomic ion transport; transmembrane transport. The record is from RefSeq and is a predicted model, not a curated record. NCBI's taxonomy places the organism in Eukaryota, Viridiplantae, Streptophyta, Magnoliopsida, Poales, Poaceae.
CAUUUUAGUCCGGCACAGUACAGUGGUUGCACGCACCACCGGUGUGUCAUAUAAGUAUCUACGUAUACAGUAUACUGAUCAAUGCGCGAGCUACCUAGCUAGCUGUGCCCUGUAUGUAAGCUGAUCAAUCCACCUCACGCGAUCCCGCGAGCCGAUGCGCUCUGCCGCGCGAUCCAUCCACGCCCUCGCCGGCGCCGAAGUAUCUACCUAGCUGCGCAGCGCCGCCAUGUCCGGCGAGCUCUCCACGCUCUCGUCGCCCUCGUUCGCCGCCUCGCCCUCCCCGGCCGACGACGCGCGGUCAGCAGGAGAGUCGACCCCGCUGCAGGUCGAGGCCGAGGCCGGCAGCAGGUCCGGCGGCAGUGGCAGCACCGGCGUGAAGCUCCGGCGGCGGUGGCAGCGGCGGCGGCAGCAGCUGGGGCAGUGGCAGUGGCGCGUCGGGGACACGUGGGCGCUGGACCCGCGCGCGCGGUGGGUGCGGGAGUGGAACCGCGCCUACCUGCUGGCCUGCGCGGCGGGGCUCAUGGUGGACCCUCUCUUCCUGUACGCCGUGUCGGUGAGCGGCCCGCUCAUGUGCGUCUUCCUCGACGGCUGGCUCGCCGCCGCGGUCACCGCGCUGCGCUGCAUGGUGGACGCCCUGCACGCGUGGAACUUCCUCACGCAGCUCCGCGUCGCGCGCGCCGCGGCCACGGCGGUUGCGCGGGGCCGGCGAGGGAUCGCGGACGAGGAGCAGGCCGACGUCGACGCCGCGGCCGCGCGAAGCCUGCCGGCGUACGCGAGGUCCAGGAAAGGAAUGGCGCUCGACUUCUUCGUCAUCCUCCCCGUGAUGCAGGUGGUGGUUUGGGUGGCGGCGCCGGCGAUGAUCCGCGCGGGGUCGACGACGGCAGUGAUGACGGUGCUGCUGGUGGCGUUCCUGCUGGAGUACCUGCCCAAGAUCUACCACUCCGUCUCCUUCCUCCGGCGGACGCAGGACCAGUCGGGCCACAUCUUCGGCACCAUCUGGUGGGGCAUCGUGCUCAACCUCAUGGCCUACUUCGUCGCCGCCCACGCGGUGGGCGCGUGCUGGUACCUGCUCGGGGUGCAGAGGGCCACCAAGUGCCUCAAGGAGCAGUGCUCCAUCUCCGGGCCGCCGGGGUGCGCGUCGGGGCCGCUGGCGUGCCCCGCCCCUCUCUACUACGGUGGCGCCGGCGCCGCGGCGUCCGUCGCCGGCGACAGGCUCGCGUGGGCCACGGACGCCACGGCCAGGAGCGUGUGCCUCGCCAGCGGCGACAAGUACCAGUUCGGCGCCUACAAGUGGACGGUGAUGCUGGUGGCCAACACGAGCCGGCUGGAGAAGAUGCUGCUCCCCAUCUUCUGGGGCCUCAUGACGCUGAGCACGUUCGGGAACCUGGAGAGCACGACUGAGUGGCUGGAGAUCGUGUUCAACAUCGUGACCAUCACUGGGGGGCUCAUCCUGGUCACCAUGCUCAUCGGCAACAUCAAGGUGUUCCUGAACGCGACCACGUCCAAGAAGCAGGCCAUGCACACGCGGCUGCGGAGCCUGGAGUGGUGGAUGAAGCGCAAGGAGCUGCCGCAGAGCUACCGGCACCGGGUGCGGCAGUUCGAGCGGCAGCGGUGGGCGGCCACCCGCGGCGUGGACGAGUGCCAGAUCGUGCGCGACCUCCCCGAGGCCCUCCGCCGCGACAUCAAGUACCACCUCUGCCUCGACCUCGUCCGCCAGGUGCCCCUCUUCCAGCACAUGGACGACCUCGUCCUCGAGAACAUGUGCGACCGCGUCCGCUCCCUCAUCUACCCCAAGGGCGAGACCAUCGUGCGGGAGGGUGACCCGGUGCAGCGGAUGGUGUUCAUCGUGCGGGGGCACCUGGAGUGCAGGCAGGAGCUGCGGAACGGGGCGACGAGCUGCUGCAUGCUGGGGCCGGGCAACUUCACGGGGGACGAGCUGCUGUCGUGGUGCCUGCGGCGGCCGUUCGUGGGGCGGCUGCCGGCGUCGUCGGCGACGCUGGUGACGCUGGAGAGCACGGAGGUGUUCGGGCUGGAGGCGGCGGACGUCAAGUACGUGACGCAGCACUUCCGCUACACCUUCACCAACGAGCGGGUGCGGCGGAGCGCGCGCUACUACUCGCCCGGCUGGCGCACCUGGGCCGCCGUCGCCGUGCAGCUGGCGUGGCGCCGCUACAAGCACCGCAAGACGCUCGAGUCGCUCUCCUUCAUCCGCCCGCGCCGCCCGCUGUCGCGCUGCUCGUCGCUCGGCGAGGAGAAGCUCCGGCUCUACACCGCCAUCCUCGCCUCGCCCAAGCCCAACCAGGACGACGACUUCUCCUUCUAGUAGUUCUGGCAUGCCCGUGAAUACGUAGUUUAUGAAGGAAAUAAGCUCUCGUACCGAUAAUUAAAAUUAGCAGUGAAAUAUGGAACAUCAAAGUCGUUGUAGUAUAGUGGUAAGUAUUCCCGCCUGUCACGCGGGUGACCCGGGUUCGAUCCCCGGCAACGGCGCUCCUUUUUUUUUGUUUCCCAUUUCGUGCAAUUUUAGAAUCCCCCCUUCUUUGUUUC